This is a messenger RNA of Priapulus caudatus, 3072 nucleotides long. Its product is annotated as gelsolin, cytoplasmic-like. Gene Ontology annotation, cellular component: cytoplasm; actin cytoskeleton. Gene Ontology annotation, biological process: actin polymerization or depolymerization; barbed-end actin filament capping; actin filament severing. The record is from RefSeq and is a predicted model, not a curated record. The transcript is spliced from 24 exons. Lineage: Eukaryota; Metazoa; Priapulida; Priapulimorpha; Priapulimorphida; Priapulidae. Bases 52 to 2214 code for a protein of 720 amino acids. Gene Ontology annotation, molecular function: actin filament binding; phosphatidylinositol-4,5-bisphosphate binding.
CUUGACGCCGGCACAGAGCCUGGUAUUACAGAGAUAUGGGGAUCCGAGCAAAUGCAAGUAGUUCCCGUGCCAACAGAAUUUACUGGACAGUUUUAUCAAGGAGACUCCUACAUUAUUCUCAAGACACGAUUGGUUGAAACUCAUCUUGAAUGGGAUAUUCAUUUCUGGCUGGGUUCAGAAACAUCUCAGGAUGAACAAGGUGUGGCAGCCUAUAAGACCGUUGAACUGGACGACUCACUAGGUGGCGCACCGGUGCAGUACCGCGAGGUGCAAUUCCAUGAAUCGAAGAGGUUUAUGUCCUACUUCAAGAAGGGUGUCAAGUAUCUGAAGGGAGGCGUGGCUUCAGGAUUUAAGCACGUGACACCAGAGGUGUACGAACCACGACUGAUGCAGUGUAAGGGAAAGAGGAACAUCCGUGUGCAACAGGUUGACUUGGGCUGCGCAUCUCUCAACCAUGGAGAUGUGUUCAUCCUGGACAUGGGAGAGACCAUCUAUAUCUGGUACGGAGAGCAGUGCGGCCGCAUGGAAAAGAUCAAGGCAAUCCAAGUGGCAAAUGGCAUCCGAGAUGAUGAGAGGGCGGGCAGAGCUGAUGUCGUUCUCUUGGACGGACAGACUAACGACGAGCCAUUCUUCGAGGCGCUCGGUGGGAGAGACGACAUUCAGUCAGCAGACGAGGGGGGAGCCGACGACGAGAACAUUAAAGAUACGAAGGGACAGACUGCGCUAUACAGACUUCCAUUGGAUGCAGAGGGAGUGAGUGAUGCCUCGGGACAGCUGAAGGCAGUAAAGGUGUCUGAGGGACCUCUUAGUCAGGACAUGCUGGACUCUCAGGACUGCUUCAUUAUUGACGGAGGAAAAAGCGGUAUCUUUGUGUGGAUCGGCAAGCAGUCGACUAAGGAUGAGAGGCUCGGUGCCAUGAACAACGCAAUGAAAUACCUCAAGGGCCGCGGCUACCCGAACUGGACUCCGAUCACCCGCUGUAUCGAUGGUGGCGAACCGGCUCUCUUCAAGGUGCAUUUUGCUGACUGGGCGGAGGAAGAGGGACAGGUGGGGCUGGGAAACGUCCACGUCCGCGGAUCGAUCGCACCACCGGAGGAGUACGAAGGCAAGGAGCUGCAAACGAUCCACUCUAGGAGGAAGCGCAUUUUCAACUGGGGACCACUAGCUAAACACGGAGGGCGCGCGUGCGGAUUCAUGCCUGACGAUGGAUCAGGCUCCCUGGAGGUGUGGAGGAUUGAGCAAUUUGAAAUGGUGCCAGUGGAUCCAUCUAUUCACGGUUGGUUCUUUGGUGGUGACAGCUACAUCCUUAAGUACAGCUACAUGAAGGACAACCGUGACUUCUACAUUGUCUACUUCUGGCAGGGUCUCAAAAGCUCACAGGAUGAGAAGGCAGCAUCAGCGAUCCUAGCAGUGAAAUUAGAUGAUGAAGUUGGUGGAAAGGCCGUGCAGGUGCGAGUAGUACAGGGUGAAGAACCAGACCACUUCCUGACUGUGUUCAAGGGCAAGAUGGUCGUAUUCAUGGGCGGGAGAGCGAGCGGGUUCAGGAACGUUCACGACCACGACACCUACGAUGUUGACGGAACACGGCUGUUCCACAUCCGCGGCACCAGCGACGUCAACACACGUGCUGUCCAGGUUCCCGAGCUGGCUUCGUCUCUAAACUCUGAGGAUGUGUUUGUGUUGGAGACGCCCAAUGCCACCUACAUCUGGCGAGGAAAGGGUGCCGACGACGUUGAACUAGACAUGGCGACAGACCUCAUUCCCAUGAUUUCGCCCGACCGCGAACCGCAGGUAGUAGACGAAGGAUUAGAGCCAGAUGAAUUCUGGGAUGCCCUCGGCGGCCCCGGCGAAUAUCCGACGCAGCACGUCUGGGCGCACCCGCCGGCUCUGCCUCCGCGCCUCUUCCAGUGCACUCUCGUUAGGAACCGCCUGCGUGUUGAGGAGAUAGUUGACUUUGUGCAGGAGGAUCUGGAUGGUGACGAUGUUAUGAUUCUUGACAGUGGAUCUGAUGAGAUUUACAUCUGGGUUGGAAAGGGUUCACUGGAUGAGGAGAAAAAGGCUGCUUAUGACCUUGGCAUGGCUUACCUCAAGUCGGAGCCGAGCCCGCGUAAGGCGGACACGUGCGUGUUCUUCGAGAUCAAGCAGGGAUCAGAGCCGGAGACCUUCACCGGAUACUUCGAGAACUGGGAUGCUUCCAUGUGGGGAGAGGAUUAAACAGCAAGUCUUGUCUUGUCAUGUCUGCGAGGGUAACUAGCCCUACAACAUAUCCAUUCUUGCAUCAUCAGUCGACCGCUGUGCCUCUUUGGAAACUGGCCAAGAAGUAGGAAGAUGAACCAUUGAAAACACGUCGAAAACGGAACUUUUUGUUUUAGGCAACAUCUAUCCCGGGCCCUGGCUUGUAGAAUUUUGUUUCGUAAAGUUGAGGAAACUUGGGUUUUUCAUUCGCUUAACACGUUACAUUUCUGUCGGCGGUUUACAAGAAAAAGUUAAUGUUAAGACUAAUGUUAAGUCAUAUAUAUUGCUUCUGACGAUAGGCUCCAGCACCCCAAAUAUACAGUUCUGAUAAUUUUACAAACAAACAGGAUUUAACUGUGCGGUAGAGAAGUCGUUUUUUUUAGAAAUGCAACUCCAAGAAAGGUAGACGGAAAAAUGGUCACAUAUGCAUGACAAUUUAAGCACACCUAUAUUACUAUAUGCUAGUCAACAUAUAAUGUAACGUUUAUGUAACGUUUUUUUUUCUAUAUGUACCAUUUUGUUACAUAUAAGUGGUUAUAAGAUAAAUCUUCCAUUUUUCUCAAACAAUUUGUAUUUAUAUCUGUAAGAAGUUUGCUCGAAUCAUGAAAAGAGGAAAUUAUGCCAACCUUCACUUACUAUCAGGCUUGAAACAAUUUAUUUAAUUCUUGGUCAGUAACUAGGGUGGUAAGAUGUACUAUAUAUUUAGUAGUAAUGAUAAUAUUUACCUAUUUGAAGAAGACGUAGUAUAUGUAUUUCUAGCAAUGCAACUAGUGUAAACCAUGGAACGUAAGAUGUGAAAUUAAAAACUAUUUUCCCACACGAAACUAAACCAGUUCA